Molecule: messenger RNA, 1242 nt
Organism: Racocetra fulgida
Lineage: Eukaryota; Fungi; Glomeromycota; Glomeromycetes; Diversisporales; Gigasporaceae
Source: the annotation of a GenBank genome assembly
UCCCUCAACCUCAAAUGUUACAGCAACAAUUUUCUGGAUUGUCGAUGGUUCCUAGUGUGUCUCAAUAUUCCUCUGUUCCUGCUAACUCUGGGAUAUCUGUAAUGCCUGGUAUGGUGCCAUUUACGCAACGAAUGAUGCCGCAACAGAAUCCACAGCAACAAUAUAGCACCGCCGGAUUACAGGGAAAUGCUAAAAUUCCGUGGGCUGUGACACAAGAAGAAAAGAAUCAAUAUAGAACAAUAUUCCGGCAAUGGGAUUCGACAGGGUUGGGGUAUUUAACGGAAAUUCUUUCUCAAUCUGGUUUACCUCAAAGUGAUCUAAUGCAAAUAUGGAAUUUAUCCGAUCCUAAUAAUAAUGGAAAAUUAAAUCAAGAUGAAUUCGCAGUGGCUAUGCAUUUGAUUUAUAGAAAACUUAAUGGUUAUGAUAUACCCGCUACACUUCCUCCGGAACUUAUUCCACCGUCUUCAAGGGAGUUAAACGAAAGUCUGGACUUAAUUAAAAGCAUGCUAACUUCAGACGUAAAUACGCAAGCGAUGUUAAAUUCUCAACCUGGUGCUCAAUAUGUGAAAUCUAGAAGUUUCACCAGUACACCUACAAUUGAAUACAAUGAUGCGGUUGUAUACAAACAUAAGGAUGAUGAUGUUGGUUAUGUUUCUGCUGCGAGGCAUCGUGUUCCUUCAGUACCUCGUGAUCGAUCGCCAUCAUUUUCCUUAUCAACUUCUAUAUCUGAAUCUGGCGACAGGGAUGAUUUAUCAGGAAAAUUAUCAAGAUUAAAAAAGGAUAUUCAUGAAAAGAAAAUUUUAUUAGAAGCGUUGUCAUAUUCAGCUAAUUCAGUUCCAACAUCUUAUGAUCGUUCUUAUUCUAGUGAGUCUUCUGACAUAAGUGAUUACAAAUUCAAGAUCAAAGAACUUCAACGAAAAAUAGUUGAUUUACAAAAUUCUACUCCUGAAUGGCUUUCAAGAGAUUUUACUAGAAACACCGAUGAACUAAAUUCUUUGUUGGAUCAACAUCGUAAUUUAGAUUACGAAUUGAACAAUAUGCUUUCCAGUAUUGUUCCAGAUUUAAUUUAUAAGGUUAGAGAAACAAAUAAUAAAGUGGCUGACGCCAAACUAGAACUUUUUAAACUUAGAGAUGAGCGGGAAGGGGGUUCAAAAAUUAUUGGAACAGGUCCUGGGGGUGCUAUUACUGAGGCUGAUAAAAUUAAGGCGAAGGCACAGGCUAUGUUACAAGACCAUGUGGUGC